This is a messenger RNA of Paramecium sonneborni, 307 nucleotides long. Lineage: Eukaryota; Ciliophora; Oligohymenophorea; Peniculida; Parameciidae. The record is from the annotation of a GenBank genome assembly.
GAUACCUAAAUUAUUUAUAAUGGUGAAUAUAACAUUAAUGGUAAGAAGGUAGGUAGAUGGGAUAUAAUUUUUGAGGGAGAGCAAAUGUAAAUAUUACAUUAGUAUAGGUACAUAAUAUAAAACGUUAGUGGUGGCGGAUCUUAUGGUGAGGAAGACCAAUGUUAAUUAAAGACCGGGAGUUGGGUAGAAUUGGAUGAAAAGUUUUUAUGGAAAUAUAAUGAGAUAGUCCAUAAUGGUGAAUUUAAUAUGAAAGGUAUGAAAACUGGUACAUGAGUAUAAUUGGAUGUAAGAAUGAACUAAAAAAUAG